AUGACCAUCCUAGGGUGCGGUGACAUCUGCCCAUCUAGUCGACGCCAGGCUGUAAAACGCCUCCCUUUCACGUCUACUAUGCGGCCUGUGCUAUACGCCGACACCGGGGCUGCCUUGGCACCUGGCCUGCAUUCCGUGUAUCCCUUGUCAUCUUCAUUUCACCCGGGAGCACCCACAGGAACGCAUAGCGCAAUGUACCAUUGUAAUUACGUUGGGGCACCGCAAAGGCAGGGCAUGGUCUCAAGCAAUUCCCUAAUUGAAGCUAAUGGUACAAAUCAGAGAACAUAUGCACCAAUGCUCACUUCUGGACAGUAUGCGUUGAGUUCUGAAGAGCCAGUGGACGUAACAUACAUCAGCAAUGCGUACGGAGCACGCGGUGGUGCCGGGAAACUCGUUGAACCACGGGUGGUGCACUCACUGGAAGUACCCAAAGCAGGGACGCAGUCUCGUGGCAAAAUAAAGGAGGAAGCCAUUUUCCCUAGGGCGACCACAUCUCCAGUGGCUGUGGUGUCAGAGGACGCAGGUGGAUCGUACCAGCGUGACUGGCAAGAGGAAGUAAGGUGCCUUCAAAAAAUGCUCAAUACUCGAGACACCCAGCUGGAGCUUAAAGAAGCAGAAAUACAGGAUUUAUCAUCCAAGUUGAACGAAUUGCGCAAAUCGCAAGCAGCUGAAAAGGGGAUUGACGUAAUGGACGGUCAAGAGCAAGCCGUUGAACUGACUACAAUGAGGAAACAAGUUGAAGUACUUCGUCAUGAAAGGCAAGAGCUCAUAGAGCUGCUUCUGCAAAAGGAGAGGCAGGCUGCUGCACUGGAUUCUGUUGAUCCAACUACGAAAGAAGCAUCAGCCGUGCAGCUGGGCGUUCAGGCGAUAUCUAUGGUACAAGGGAGUGCUGAACUGCGAGAAAAGCUGCGAGCGGCAGAAGCUGAAAUUAAGACACUGAGGCAAGAACGAACGGAUGCCGAUCACUUACAGCAGGACACAUUCGACAAGCUCACUGACAAACGACGAGAAGCAGCAGAGCUGCUAGAGUUGCUUUCCCAGCGUGAUAUGAAAGUAGCUCGUGUUGAGGCAUACUUACAGCAGAAGACAAGGGAGCUGGAGCACUACACCGCUCGGGCGAAAGAUCGCUUACAAAGAGAACAGACUAAACGAGAAGAGGCAGAACAAGAGCUCCUGGUGGCAGCUGAGCAAUGCGCUGCGUUCAAAGCAACUGUGGCAAGCCGAGAUGAGAAGAUCGUGGAGCUACAUGGAGAAGUAGUGCGUAGGGACACGUUGCUAAGGCAACUCGAGGAGCGUGUACGAGUCCUGAGUGACGAUCUCAAGACUGCCCAUGCACAACUGCAGCAGGCACUUAAGGGUAUGAUGACAAGAGACGCUUAUAUGCAAGCCCUGGAGACCCAAGUAAGGAAAAGCGACGCCGAGCGUCAGGUCGCGUACCUCACAGAAGUUUCAAAGAGCCGUAAGCUGGAACUCGAUACGAGGAUGCAACAGGAAUACUGUCGCGCGGCAUUAAAUGACAAGUGUGAGAAGUUAGCUACAGUCAAACAAGAUCUUCUUCGAAGCCAAUCGGCCAUGGAAAGAAUCCGCAAGGCUAUUACCGCUGUGGAGGAACCUGAGGGCUGCCACUCACGUUCAGCGGCGCUGCAGUCUUCUGCUCCACAUAGUCACUCAACAGUCCCUGUGGAGAUUCCAUCUAGUGUAGUUACUGAUAUACCAGGGAUUCCCCUAGAACAGAGUCUUCGGUCCUUGGAUGCUGAUUUUCUAGUGCGCCCUUCUCCGCCAGAGUGUCCCUCAACUGACUCGAAAUCUAGGCCAGGGGCAACUUCUUCCAAUCAGCCCCAAAUUACAUCUAUGGCCUACCAGAGCACCUCAAAGACCGAUCAAUCUGCGGGGAAGUUGCUAUCGGCUUCAUCAAAGAGUCCUACCUCAAUUCCGGGGGCGUCUAUGAAUGCCUGCAAGCCAUCACUGGAUCAGCUCAACCCACAGUACCCUGUUGUCCGAAGUGACGUCGUUGAUCAGGGUGUCGCGCGUGUGCUUGAACAGCCUGAAUACCGACCUCUUGCCACCCACAUCUGUAGGCUUGGUCCUGGUGCCUAUCUCUGCUUCAUGCAAGAAGUUACUAUGGAGCUCCAGAAAGACGGAAACGUUGUGGUUAAGCAGCCCGGAGGUGAAAAGGUUCUUUUUUCUGCUUAUCUAGAUAAUUUAAGAUCUGGCUUGGAAACAAAACCAAGGCCACACACGCCAAGCCUUCCCAAAACCACCACGAAAGCCGGUAAUCAGGCAUCGGCGAGAAAAGGUAAGUAA
Molecule: messenger RNA, 2304 nt
Organism: Cyclospora cayetanensis
Lineage: Eukaryota; Apicomplexa; Conoidasida; Eucoccidiorida; Eimeriidae
Product: rootletin
Exons: 2
Coding region: 1-2304 (767 amino acids)
Source: RefSeq, a predicted model, not a curated record